Messenger RNA from Paramecium sonneborni, 395 nucleotides. The record is from the annotation of a GenBank genome assembly. NCBI's taxonomy places the organism in Eukaryota, Ciliophora, Oligohymenophorea, Peniculida, Parameciidae.
CUCUAUUUUAAUUCAAGGAGUAACAUUGUGUAUUGUAUAUGCUUUUUUACAUCUGUAAUUAGUAAGAGGAUGAAUAAUCAUUAAAAAGCAAAAUUAGUUAAAAUACUCUAAGAUAAAAGAUAAAGAAGUAUGCAGAAGAAGAGUCCUAGUAAAUUGGUAAUGAUACUGGAAAUAAGAGAAUUUUAUUAAAGGUUUAAUUUUUAAGUUAAGUAGAUUGAUGGUAAAUUCUGAUUUUGCCUUUAAAUUAUCGAAUCAAAGGCAUUAUUAAUAAGUUGCUUUUGAAAAGAUGGAAUAAUAAUAAUCCCUAUGUUGGUACUACAAAUAUUGUGGUUAAAGUUUAUUGAAGUAUAGUACUGAGUGUAUAAUGGAAAAGUGAAUAAGAAAUAGAAGAGAAC